Trichoderma reesei QM6a is the source of this 2940-nucleotide messenger RNA. RefSeq lists its product as uncharacterized. Gene Ontology annotation, cellular component: MutLalpha complex. The transcript has 3 exons. Gene Ontology annotation, biological process: mismatch repair. Gene Ontology annotation, molecular function: ATP binding; ATP-dependent DNA damage sensor activity; mismatched DNA binding. Lineage: Eukaryota; Fungi; Ascomycota; Sordariomycetes; Hypocreales; Hypocreaceae. The coding region runs from base 1 to 2940 and encodes 979 amino acids. The record is from RefSeq and is a predicted model, not a curated record.
AUGGCCACUAUCAAACAGAUUGAUGGCCGCACUGUCCAUCAAAUUCAAUCCGGGCAGGUCAUUGUUGACCUGUGUUCUGUAGUCAAAGAGCUGGUUGAGAACAGCGUCGACUCUGGGGCAACAAUCAUAGAUGUCCGUUUCAAGAACCAAGGCCUCGAUUCGAUCGAGGUUCAAGACAAUGGAUCUGGAAUCUCACCCGCCAACUACAGCUCUGUCGCUCUGAAGCACCACACGUCAAAGCUUUCUUCCUAUUCUGACAUAGAAUCGCUUCAGACGUUCGGAUUUCGCGGCGAAGCUUUAGCAUCCCUAUGCGCUCUAUCCAUCCUCACCGUGACAACAUGUCUAGAGGAACAUGUCCCUAAAGGCUCCCGGUUAACGUUCCACCAGUCGGGAGAGCUGGAGGGGACGACCGUCGUUGCCGCCCAGCGAGGGACCACCGUCACAGUGGAAAACUUGUUCCACAACCUCCCCGUCCGGCGCCGAGAACUUGACCGUAACAUCAAGCGAGAAUGGCACAAGGUUAUUGCUCUACUUAAUCAGUACGCGUGCAUCUUAACGAAUGUGAAAUUCUCUGUAUCUCAGCAACCGACAAAGGGCAAGCGCAUCAUACUCUUCUCCACCAAAGGCAACCCGAGCACUCGUGACAACAUCAUCAACAUUUUCGGCGCCAAAACGCUGGCGGCGUUGAUACCUCUCGAUUUGCACCUGGAACUCCAACCGUCGGGUACUCGGCCUGACUUACGAAUCGGUGAGAAGGCGACACCCAGCAGCCAUGAUGUCCGUGUUGUUGGUCAUGUGUCGAAGCCUGUCCAUGGUGAGGGCAGGCAAACGCCGGAUCGCCAAAUGUUUUUCGUCAAUGGCCGACCCUGCUCGCUGCCCCAGCUAGCCAAAGUGUUCAACGAGGUCUAUCGAUCGUAUAACAACUCUCAGUCGCCUUUCAUUUUCGCCGAUGUCCAGCUGGAUACGAUGCUCUACGACGUGAAUGUGAGCCCUGAUAAGCGGUCUAUAUUAUUACACGAUCAAAAUACCCUCCUCGACACACUCCGCGUCUCCUUGUCCCAACUGUUUGAUACGCAGGAAGACAGUAUAUCGAUUGCGACAUCUACUCAGGGUACGAAGGUGCAGACUUCCCAUGACAAACUCAUCAAACCCGGACAACUUGCUCGGCUGUUCGACAAGGCAGCAUCUCAGUCUAGGUCUGAAUCCCCGCCUCCUUCUGUGGUAGACCCCGCCCGCGGUUCUGAAGAUACCACGUCCAAUUCUACGGAAGACAGCCAGGGAUCAAGAGAGGACGAUGGAACUCCGCCAGCAUCACGGUCAGCGAUGAAGCGGUCGCGAGGUGAUAAGCUAGAGAAGCCUCGCAUCAAGGAGGAGGAUGAUGAUAAUGACGAGGAAGACGAGGAUAUGGACUCGGCUCCUGAGAUUGAUGACGGGUCAUCCUCAGACACAAGAGAUCCGGAGACUCCUCGUUGGAAGACUGUUCUGAUGGAUCGUGCCCCUUCUCGGGAGGAUUCGUUAGCCGUUUCCAGCGCCAGCAGAGGCUCAGGUCCAUCUCGCAGACUAUUGAACUCCAUCUUCACCGGACACGCAGAGCUAGCCGAUUCUUCCACAUCCGCUGCUCCCGAAGAUGUCGUCGUGACUAUAGGCAGCAACGAUGUACCUGACGCGAUACCGCCUGCGCGAACAGUGAGCAGCCCUUCCAUUGCUUCGGACGUGGAAGAACAAGCUUCGGAGCCUGAAGAGCUGCCUCCAACAUCCACCAGAUCCGGGAAAGCAAAGACGUUUCUACUUGCUUCCGAACUCCUCAGCCGAAAGACUGAGCCAGUUAUGCCACAAGCUCCGUCAACUGUACCGAACAACAUCAAAGCCACACACAACGACGUUCCUGCCAGGCAAUCAGUACAUGCCAUGCAGCCUCACGAGACAGAAACAGAACCUGGCGUAAGCCGCAUCAGUCCUACAAUAUCAUCUCUCAAUAGCGGUUUUACGGCUAGUGCAGCAAAUGCAAGCGUCUAUCCGUUGGAGUCGACUUUACAGCCCUCGAAAGCUGCACGACGCAAAGAUGCCACGACGUGUUUGAUACAGAACCUACAUGUAGGCAAGGCAAAGCUCCGCAAAAUGCUCCGAGAUGUACAUCCUCGUCGUCAGAGUCGCAUGCCUGAUUCUUCGGCGCGAGGUACCUCUACUGUCGAGCGGAUCGACGCCAGCGACGCAGAGUCUAAGCUUCCUCUCAUUAUCUCAAAGGGGGACUUUUCUCGAAUGAGGAUUAUCGGCCAGUUCAAUCUUGGGUUUAUCAUAGCCGUGAAACCCGCCAACCACACGAGCUCUGGCACUGAAGCGAAGCAUGAUGAGCUCUUCAUCAUCGACCAGCAUGCAUCUGAUGAGAAGUACAACUAUGAGCGGCUCCAGAGGACCACUGAGAUACAGUCUCAGCGACUUGUCCACCCCAAGAGGCUUCAGCUGACGGCCCUCGAAGAAGAGAUAAUCCUGGAGAACGCGGCCGCCCUGAACGCAAACGGGUUCAAAGUCGAGACCGAUACAUCAGGACGCUUCCCUGUAGGGGCGCGAUGCCAGUUGACAUCAUUACCCCUGAGCCGCGAAGUGACGUUCAAACUAGAGGAUCUUGAGGAACUUAUCUCUCUCUUGGGCGACAAAUUUUCCGAGUCCACAUAUAUACCCCGUCCAUCCAAAGUACGAAAGAUGCUUGCAAUGAGAGCAUGCCGAAGCAGCAUCAUGAUUGGCAAGGCCAUGACGAGAAGCCAGAUGUAUACUCUUGUCAACCACAUGGGAGAGUUGGACAAGCCGUGGAACUGCCCUCAUGGACGCCCAACACUACGACACUUGAGCCGUCUGCAGGCAUGGAAAGGAGUAGGUUGGGCGCAUGAUGUACGGCCCGAUUCGAUCGAGACCUGGCGUGAUUAUGUAGGUGAGGAGAAAUGA